AUGGCCUCCCAAGGGCGCGACAGGCUGAUUCUACGAGAAGACAUCAUUAGCGACAACAAGGUGGCUUCUUCAAGAGAUCCCAGUUCAGUCCUGCGCAACCAUAUAAUGCUCACCAAGGAAGAGAAACUCGCUCUCAUCCAACAUGCCCAAGAAUAUGCCUCGGUUCUGGUUCACCAACGAGGACAAACUACCGCCAACUCGGAGAAGCUUUUGAAGAAGUUCUACGCCGAAAUAUUUCUCCAUUGGUCAACUUCGCAAAAGAGAAAUAUUGGCCCAUCAUCCACUUGUCGCGAAGAUUCGCAGACUCUUUGUGGCAAACCUGUUUAUUUAAGUUUAAGCGUUAAUAAAGACGCUGAGUCCAUAGAGUGGACUUGGAACGACAGUGAUGGUCGGAGUAUUGAUCCAGAUCGUAUUGAGUUUGAGCCAGGCCUCACCGUCACUCAAGCCAAGAUCAAUGCUAUUCACAACUACGACAACCAUGAGCGGCGGCGAAUCAGUUCCUACAACACUCAGCAUAUCAUCUGCGCUACGCUUAGCAUUCUAGUCAAGUGGGCAGCUUGUGGAAGUGAGGGUCCGCUCAAGAUCGAGCCAGAAGACAUGGUCAGCAGAAUCCAGCCACUUGUGCUUGCAUCGGACCUUGCCCGCUACAUGGCCUUCACGUACUCUCGGAUUGUGGAAGACAUGGAUGGAGAAAGCGAGGGUGGAACUGAAGACCCUGACUCUGACUGA
This is a messenger RNA of Fusarium proliferatum ET1, 729 nucleotides long. RefSeq lists its product as uncharacterized. The record is from RefSeq and is a predicted model, not a curated record. Lineage: Eukaryota; Fungi; Ascomycota; Sordariomycetes; Hypocreales; Nectriaceae. The transcript has 2 exons. Bases 1 to 729 code for a protein of 242 amino acids.